AUGUCCAAUAAAUUUCACUGCGAUAUCUGCUCUGCCGAUUGUACUAAUAGGGUCAGAAUAUCGUGUGCAGAAUGUCCAGAAUAUGAUCUGUGUGUACCAUGUUUCUCGCAGGGCUCGUACAGUGGCAACCAUAGACCAGACCAUGACUACCGAAUUAUAGAAACAAAUUCUUACCCCAUCUUGUCGGCAGACUGGGGUGCAGAUGAAGAAGUGGCGCUUAUAAAGGGAUCACAGACUUUGGGCCUAGGUAACUGGCAAGAUGUUGCCGAUCACAUAGGCAGCAGAUCAAAGGAGGAAGUGGAAGAGCAUUACAUUAGUUACUAUUUGAACAGCCCGCAUUAUCCCAUACCAGACAUUACCAAAACGAUCGACAUUUCUCAAGAACAGUUUCUUUCCAACCGCAGACAGAGGAUUGAAAAGUUCCGUGAACAGCCAUUGGAGCCUCCACGCAAACCGAUGGCUUCGGUCCCUAGCUGUCACGAAGUACAGGGGUUUAUGCCCGGAAGAUUAGAGUUCGAAAGCGAAUUUGAAAAUGAGGCCGAGGGACCAGUGAAAGACAUGGUAUUCGAACCAGACGAUCAGCCUCUCGAUAUCGAAGUCAAGCUGGUGAUCCUGGACAUUUAUAAUUCUAGGCUCACAACUCGGGCUGAAAAGAAGCGCUUAUUGUUCGAAAAUGGGUUAAUGGAAUAUCGGAAACUUCAGGGUAUUGAUAAGAAAAGAAGCAAAGAAGCCAAAGAGCUGUACAACAAUUUAAAAGCAUACGCAAGCAUAAUGACACCUUCAGAUUUCGAAGAGUUUACCAGAGACAUGUUGGAAGAACUCCGAUGCCGGUCAAGGAUACAUCAAUUACAAGAAUGGCGCAGUAAUGGUAUCACUACACUCGAGGCAGGUCUCAAGUAUGAACGUGACAAGCAAGCCCGUAUAAUGACUUUGGAAAGAUUUGGUGGCAUUCACAACACAAAUGGCAACGGCAAUGGCCGCUAUAGAGCUGCUUCCACCCAGCGUCCCAACACCGAUUACGGUCAAAACAACAAUGAACAAGGUCAGCGAAAGAAGACUUUAACUAUAAGUGACAUACAGCACGGCGCUGAUUAUGGCUUAUUGUCUGCAGAUGAACAACAACUAUGCAUGCAACUGAAGAUCCUUCCCAAGCCAUUUUUAGCAAUCAAAGAAGUGAUGUUUAGGGAACUUCUCAGAGCUGGAGGAAAUUUGACUAAAAAGACUUGCAGAGACUUGCUCAAUAUUGACCCCGCCAAAGCAAACAGGAUUCACGACUUCUUCCGUUCUCAACGUUGGCUAUGA
Messenger RNA from Lachancea lanzarotensis, 1302 nucleotides. It is a transcript of the gene ADA2, whose product is annotated as LALA0S09e00276g1_1. The record is from RefSeq and is a predicted model, not a curated record. The transcript has a single exon. NCBI's taxonomy places the organism in Eukaryota, Fungi, Ascomycota, Saccharomycetes, Saccharomycetales, Saccharomycetaceae. Gene Ontology annotation, biological process: regulation of transcription by RNA polymerase II; chromatin remodeling. Gene Ontology annotation, cellular component: SAGA-type complex; nucleus. Gene Ontology annotation, molecular function: protein binding; zinc ion binding; transcription coactivator activity. Bases 1 to 1302 code for a protein of 433 amino acids.